Molecule: messenger RNA, 927 nt
Organism: Cynocephalus volans (Philippine flying lemur)
Lineage: Eukaryota; Metazoa; Chordata; Mammalia; Dermoptera; Cynocephalidae
Product: olfactory receptor 13H1-like
Exons: 1
Coding region: 1-927 (308 amino acids)
Biological process (GO): detection of chemical stimulus involved in sensory perception of smell; G protein-coupled receptor signaling pathway
Cellular component (GO): plasma membrane
Molecular function (GO): olfactory receptor activity; G protein-coupled receptor activity
Source: RefSeq, a predicted model, not a curated record
AUGACCAUGAACAAUGCCACAGCAGUGUUUGAGUUUCUCCUUAUUGGCAUCUCUAAUUAUCCUGAGUGGAAAGGCACGUUUUUCACACUGGUGCUGAUGACUUACCUCAGCACAUUGUUGGGGAAUGGACUUAUCAUCUUUCUUACCUACUUUGACCCCCACCUCCACACUCCAAUGUACUUCUUCCUUAGUAAUCUGUCUUUCUUAGACAUUUGUUAUGGAACAGCCUCCAUGCCCCAGGUCUUGUUGCAUUGCUUCUCUACCCAUCCCUACCUCUCUUACCCACAAUGUUUGACCCAAAUGAGUGUUUCCUUGGCUUUGUCCACAGCAGAGUGCUUCCUACUAGCUGUCAUGGCCUAUGACCGUGUGGUUGCUAUCAGCAAUCCCCUGCGCUAUUCCAUGGUCAUGAAUGGCCCAGUUUGUGUCUGGUUGGCUGCUACCUCAUGGGGCGCAUCACUUGGGCUCACUGCUAUGCUCAUCUUAUCCCUGAGGCUUCACUUCUGUGGAGCUAAGGUCGUCAACCAUUUUGUCUGUGAGAUUCUCUCCCUCAUUAAGCUGGCCUGCUCUGAUACCACCCUCAAUGAGCUUAUGAUCCUCAUCACCAGUAUCUUCACCCUGCUCCUACCUUUUGGGUUUGUUCUCCUCUCCUAUGUCCACAUUGCUGCUGCUGUCCUAAGAAUUCGCUCAGCCCAGGGCAGGCUCAAGGCCUUUUUCACUUGUGGUUCUCACCUGACCGUGGUGACAAUCUUCUAUGGGCCAGCCAUCUCCAUGUAUGUGAAACCUCAGUCCAAGUCAUCCCCAGACAAGGACAAGUUUAUCUCCGUGUUUUAUGGGGCUUUGACACCCAUGCUGAACCCCCUGAUAUACAGCCUGAGGAACAAAGAUGUUAAAGGGGCAAUGAGGAAAGUUAUGGGGAAAAGGACAUAA